AUGAAUUCUCCUGUGUUACCUGGGCGAACACCCAGUGAGGGUUCCGUUGAUAUGGGACUUGUCGCAAGCACAUCAUUGGGUGACCGUGGAGAGCAACGCGUCGCCUCAUUUCGUGCGAUGCGCUCGUUCACUGAAUCAAUCGAAUGCGAUCUACCGCCUGCUCCCGAAUUGCCUGCGCAACUCGACAUCGAUCGCAUCUCGAUGAGAACCAGCGAUACAAAUGAAACAAUCGUCGAGGUGGUCAAACCAUCCACGACUGUGGAUCCAUCGCUGGGUGAGACACAAAAAUACAAAAUGUCCGUGCCAGGUCCAGGACAUUCUGAACAGGAGCACGAGCUGCAUAAGAGCCUGCUUCGUGAUGACGAUGAUUUAGACUCAGAAAUUGAGGGUGCUUUGGAUUCAGGUGACGUUGCUCAAUCGAUUCCUUUGGCAGGCACUAAUGUUCAGUUCGAGAAACCGGCGCCACCUUCAGCUUUCGCCAGGCACGUUCAGGACCCCGAUCAUGCGGCUCUGCGACGAGAGUACAGCAAUUCGACCGCUCAACGUCCUCACACAAUCGAGGUGAAAGAGGAGAAGAAAAUCAAAGUCUCCAUCCCCGCGAAGGAACGAGCAGCGUCACGACGAAGGAAAUCUGAUAUGCCGUAUUCGGAUUUCUAUGAAAGCAUUUCCUCGCAAAUUCCACCGCAGUCUCGAGGGUGCGUAUCCGGGCGAACAACACCGUUGAACGAUUACGAGGGCGAUAUUCUCGAGGAAAAUCCGCAGUAUAAGAACAAGGCACCGCCACAUCCAGUCGUCCACAGAAGGACAAGUAUCGAAUGGGAGAAUUUUGAAGAGGCAAAAGCCUCAUCUGAAGGGACAGUUCCCAUGGAACCCGUAGCGAGGGCAGCCGAGGAGUCUGUGACGGCGAAGAAACCCAAAGUGAGCGAAGUGAAAUUCGAACCACAG
Ostertagia ostertagi is the source of this 945-nucleotide messenger RNA. Lineage: Eukaryota; Metazoa; Nematoda; Chromadorea; Rhabditida; Trichostrongylidae. The record is from the annotation of a GenBank genome assembly.